ACUUCGGCAUUCGCUCCCUUCUCCCCAGAUUUUGCUAAAAUCCCCCCCAAUCAACCCUUACAGCUCCCACAGCUUCCAAAUUUUCCAUCAACAUACAUGCUUUGAUUCCUACAUUUGACUUUGAUUCGGUCCAAGCUGAAACUCUCUUCGUUCGAAUUGCUAAUCGACGGAACAUCUUGAUCAUAUCACUGGUACGCUACUAUAGCAAACCAAACGCAUUUCAACUUUUCAGAAGUUUGGUUUCACUUGAACAAACCUGACGACAGUCGUAUCUGUCGAAGCUGAACGACUGAUACCUCAGCAUCUAUCUCUGAGGCUUUGAAUACUCAUUUGAAUCUCACUACCCAGAAAUAGCCAUGUCUGCGCCAACGCUCAUCAAUCUUCCCCCGCCGCCGUCAUCGGAGUCGGUGACUCCAUCGGACAUGGGCCCUGGUACGCCAAACUCCACAACGACGUCGCUUUCUGCUCUCUCAACUACGGCAAUCAAAGACGGUCACCAGGGACACGCUCCGCCCCAUAGCCAUCACCAUCAUCAUCAUCAUCACCACGGAUCUUCGGCCUCUACUACAUCUAAUAGCACGCUCGAGGCUGAACGGGCUGAUCGUAUUUCACGACUUGCUGGCCUCGAACGCGUCGCGAAUCAUCGACAUGGAGGCGCAGCCAAUUUGGCUCCCAGCUCGAAUCCGAUGCAGGCGCCAGGAUACUUUGAGAGUCAGCAGCAAUGGCGUGAUCGUAGCACUGUCGGCAGCGCAAGCGCCACUGGCAGCGUUGGUGGACGUACCACUUGGGCAAGUAGCAGCGACAUCUAUGACCCGGAAAAGAUGAGCGAGGACCCCGACGAUGGCAUUUCCAGUGUCGGCGGCUUCUCGGAUGAAGGUGCAAGUCUGGUGGGUUUUGGAGAAACUGCCAGUUCCACAAGCGGCGGUCCCACGGCAAGCACUCCUGGAGCUCGUACGCCCGGUGCGGCUCCUGUGCGCGCCGGGCCGUCCAUCAACCUGGCUAGUCCUCUUGCUGGCAAGCCUUCUGCCAUUCCCGGCCACUUGCAGCAACAACAGCAACAAACACCACUAUCACCGCAGCAACAACAGCAGCAGCAGGGUGGCAGUCCAAUGGCUGGCGUUGACUCACCUGCUUCAUCAAAUUCUACCACAACGACUACAAGUGCCGCCGAGCAGAGAGAUAAUGCUAAGAUGAUUGAUGGCAUGACUUAUGAUGCCGGCGUUGUGGACACUGUUACACGUACCCCGCCACCAACCAAUGCAACCACCCAGGGAGAAAUUGCAGGCGCAGAGACCUCCGGCAUGGAUACCGCCGAGAGCAUUUUAAAAGACAAAUUGAGCGCUUCCCCUGCUGACCCCCGUCACCCUUUGGGCAGCCCCGACGAGCAGCGAGGCGGAGCUCAGGGGCUCGGCAAGUUUUACUUUGAGGAGAAGUAGAUGUGCAUUGAUUAGCAAUGGAUGCUAUUGCAUUUUGGGACGGCGAGCGGGUGCUUGGUCUGCCUAUGAAGUCUGUCUUUUCUCUUCUCUUUCUUCGCUUUGAAUCGAAUAUGGUUUACAAUUGCAACUCCCUGAUUUCUUUUGCCAAGGUUGCUGUCUUCUUUGCUUUCUCUUUUUUUUUUCCCC
Xylona heveae TC161 is the source of this 1622-nucleotide messenger RNA. RefSeq lists its product as hypothetical. NCBI's taxonomy places the organism in Eukaryota, Fungi, Ascomycota, Xylonomycetes, Xylonales, Xylonaceae. Bases 357 to 1436 code for a protein of 359 amino acids. The record is from RefSeq and is a predicted model, not a curated record. The transcript is spliced from 2 exons.